UCGUGAUUAGGGUUUCCUCUGGUAAGUUAAAAACGUUGGUCGCCCUCUUCUGCAUAUCUUUGCCUCGCUGAGCAGCUGCAAAUCUUCACGACUUCAAGAUGCCGUCGCACAAGUCGUUUAUGAUCAAGAAAAAGUUGGGAAAGAAGAUGAGGCAAAACAGGCCUAUUCCUCACUGGAUUCGUCUCCGUACCGACAACACCAUCAGGUACAAUGCCAAGCGCAGGCACUGGCGUAGAACCAAGCUCGGAUUCUAAGUGAUAAGCCUUCUAAAAGAGUCUUCUUUAUCUGUUGGGUUUAGCAUUUCCUUAAGGUUUCUGGUUUUAAGUUAUGACAUUUUUUCUUUUCUGUAAGACUUAUCUCUUAUGAUUGAUGUUACCUAAUUUUCUUUAUAAGAGAGGUUAUUUCAUAGCAUUUGAUCGACUAUUUAAGUA
Messenger RNA from Capsella rubella, 431 nucleotides. RefSeq names its product 60S ribosomal protein L39-1. Gene Ontology annotation, cellular component: ribosome; cytosolic large ribosomal subunit. Bases 99 to 254 code for a protein of 51 amino acids. NCBI's taxonomy places the organism in Eukaryota, Viridiplantae, Streptophyta, Magnoliopsida, Brassicales, Brassicaceae. The transcript has 3 exons. Gene Ontology annotation, molecular function: structural constituent of ribosome. The record is from RefSeq and is a predicted model, not a curated record. Gene Ontology annotation, biological process: translation.